Messenger RNA from Spodoptera littoralis (African cotton leafworm), 612 nucleotides. Lineage: Eukaryota; Metazoa; Arthropoda; Insecta; Lepidoptera; Noctuidae. The record is from the annotation of a GenBank genome assembly.
AUGUCGUCACCGAGCGCUGGGAAACGACGCAUGGACACCGAUGUCAUCAAACUUAUUGAAAGCAAACAUGAAGUUACUAUACUGGGUGGACUCAACGAGUUCUGCGUGAAAUUCUUCGGCCCUCCAGGCACUCCAUAUGAGGGCGGUGUGUGGCGAGUCCGCGUGCACCUGCCAGACCACUACCCCUUCAAGUCUCCCUCCAUCGGCUUCAUGAACAAGGUCUACCAUCCCAACAUCGACGAGGUUUCCGGCACCGUGUGUCUUGACGUCAUCAACCAGGCCUGGACUGCGCUUUAUGACCUGUCGAACAUAUUCGAGUCGUUCCUGCCGCAGCUGCUGACGUACCCCAACCCCAUCGACCCCCUGAACGGCGACGCCGCCGCCAUGUAUCUGCACAAACCUGAGGAGUACAAGAAGAAAGUUUCAGAUUAUGUCCGAAGAUUCGCGACCGAGGAGGCCCUUUUAGAAAAGGACGCGAUCACUGGCAUGGGGGGCGCAACCCCCGCCUCGUCGGGCUCCAAGCCGUCCAACGGCAAUGCCAACAACAAUAGCGAUACAGAGAGCUCCAUGAGCGAGUUCAGCGACGAUGAAGCGCAAGACAUGGAGUUAUAA